CUCCUCAAGAAGUGCAACUGCCAUUCUCAUCCCCUCUUCAUGGCCAGUCUUGACAAUUCCUCCUUCCUUCUCUGCCAUGAUCGAUGGUAUUCUUUUUGAGGUCCUCCACACGCUUUGUCCCUUGGAAAUCAAGCAAGCUACAGAAGAUGAAAGGCUUAAGAAAAGGAAUUGCGGCAGGACCAUUUCAAUGAAGUAUUCUUUCUUAUCACCUUCGUUCGCUUUAUUUGCUGCGCUUUCUUUUUGAAGAGGAUAUUCACUACCACCCUUCUUCCUUAUAAAUAUACUCAUGCACUCCCUACACAUUAAUUCAUAUCCUCCCUAACCUCAAGACAGAAGCCUCAGUCCCCGGUUCCCAACAUGACGAUAGUAGAGAUGAGAGUGCACAUGGAUUGUGCAGGGUGCGAGAGCAAGAUAAGGAAAGCUCUUCAAAAACUUGAUGGAAUAGAUGAUAUAGACGUGGACAUGGCCAUGCAGAAGGUGACUGUAAUGGGAUGGGCAGACCAGAAGAAGGUUCUCAAAGCAGUGAGGAAGACCGGAAGAAAGGCCGAACUAUGGCCGUUUCCUUACAACCCAGAGUACUACAACUAUACCGAUCAGUUCUAUCAGAACUAUUAUCAUCAUCAUCAUCGUCGUCGCUUUCCAUUCGCAUACAGUGACUCUCGGCCGUCUUCUUCAUACAACUACUACAAGCACGGCUACAAUGGCCAUGAUCAUGGUUACUAUCAUCAGCCCAUCCAUUCAACCGUCAUUGAUGCAAGGGCUGAAGCGAUGUUCAGUGAUGAAAACCCCAACGCUUGCUCUAUAAUGUGAUGAAGUAUUAAGACAUUGUCUUCUCUGUAUAUCCGUUCUUUAGAAUAUUUCUUUUCAUGAGUGUACGUAAUAUGAUGUUGUAAAGAUGCUUGAUGGAAGAACUGUAAAUUUUGCUUUUCAAUUUGGAUUCUUGUUUCAUUUCCAAAUAGAAGAGUUUGUCAUUAGAUUCUUUGAUAAAUAUUAUGAUUUUGUGUAA
Vitis riparia (riverbank grape) is the source of this 1006-nucleotide messenger RNA. Its product is annotated as heavy metal-associated isoprenylated plant protein 28. The transcript has 4 exons. The record is from RefSeq and is a predicted model, not a curated record. NCBI's taxonomy places the organism in Eukaryota, Viridiplantae, Streptophyta, Magnoliopsida, Vitales, Vitaceae. The coding region runs from base 358 to 810 and encodes 150 amino acids. Gene Ontology annotation, molecular function: metal ion binding.